Ceutorhynchus assimilis (cabbage seed weevil) is the source of this 2628-nucleotide messenger RNA. Lineage: Eukaryota; Metazoa; Arthropoda; Insecta; Coleoptera; Curculionidae. The record is from the annotation of a GenBank genome assembly.
UUGACAGAUUUGUUGUUUAUUGUUUUAGGAUAAAUAAAUAAUUGUAUUUUGUAAUUAAUAAUAGAAAUUUUAUAUUUAAAAGAUCGAUAUUGUCGAUAAACAUUUCUCAAGUUCAGGUGCAGCACAAACACAAUGUUAUUCUAGCUUCGUAAAAUCCAAAAACACCAAUUACCAGAAUUGAAAAAAUGGAAAUGGAAGAAAGUAGCUCUGGGGCCCAACGGGGUGAGAAUCUCAACGAGGACAAGAAAGAAAGGUACGACAGUACUAGUCGUUGGAACAAUUUGCAAAUUAUAAAGCAAAAGAAGAAGGAACAGCUGCUGUACCCAUUGAAUGGUAAACUGCAACGGUUGGCUGUUUACUCAAAAUGUCAGAGCGCCAAUUGUGAAUGUAUUGGAUGGAAACUGCCAAAUGAUCGGAAGUCCGAAUACCCUUUAUCCAGUAAAGGGGAUUCUCGAGUUCGAGGAUUUGAUGAUAUUUGUAAAUGUGAACAUACAUUAGAAAUGCAUAUAUCUCAUCUGCGAUCUAAAUCUGAAGAAACUAUCAACUGGUUACUGGGAAUGGUGGUGGAUGUAGACAAUAUGUACACGGCAAUGUCAAGACAAGUAAACCCAGAAACAAGAAAAGUGUAUUUGUAUUUUUUUAAGAUUCUUAGAAAUUGCGUUUUAACUCUGCAAAAACCUUCAAUAGAAGGCCCUGUGGGACAACCUCCGUUUGAAACCCCCAGUAUUUACAAGGCAGUUACUAACUUGCUGAUAUAUAAAUACUCUCACAUAGGCCAAGAACUGAAGUCUAUGUAUGACCUAGUUAAAAUACUGUUUCAUUGUUUGAAUACUUGGGAUUUUCCUGCACCUAGCAGUCAAAAGUACAUUAUCAGCGCUGAAGAGGCCAGCUUGUACACCAUCGAGUAUACUAGGUGGUUGAUUUUUUGUUAUGUACCUACAUUUUGUGACUCUUUGCCUCACUACGAAACCAUCCAAGUUUUUGGCCGAAGGCUACUCAGGGCCGUUUUCAGAUACGUUAGAAAACAAAUGAUGGACCAGUUUCAAAUGGAACGCGACACAAUGACUACAGAAAGAAGAAUAAUGCUCUUGAAUAAUUUUCCACCAUUUUUAAAUCAGCUCGAAGAGGAAAUUUACGCUCCCAAUUCUCCUAUUUGGGAUCCGGAUUUUAAGGCGCAACCCAUAAGCUUUCCCAUUGAGCCUAAUAAGUUAAAUAAAAACGUUGUGGUACCUAAGAAAGGAGAAUUUGAUAGGCUUAGUGGUGGGACGUUGGAUAAGGAUGGGUUUAUUACUGUGACUGUUUCUUCAGGUAAGGCGAUAAGAUCUACUGAUGCAACACCACAACGGGAAACCAAAAGACGCAAAAUGGAAGAGGCUUUCGAAGAUCUCCCGAAAGAAACGGUUGACGAAAUAUGUAAUAUUAUCGACGAUCCAAACUAUAGAAGCGAAACUGACAUGGUGUUCUCUGAAAAUGCUGCCGCUAAUGACGAGACACCCAAACAAGAAGAACAAAAGGGAAUUAUUAAACUACACCUAAUAGGAAAUAGCUUGACCAAGCCCGUAUCUAAGCAAGUGAUGCUGUGGCUUAUAGGCUUGAAAAAUGUUUUUUCACAUCAGUUACCUAGAAUGCCUGCAGAGUAUAUAACUUUGCUACUAUUCGAUCCAAAACACCGCACAAUAGCUCUGAUUAAAAACAACGAACCAAUAGGUGGAAUAUGCUUCAGGCCAUUUUUCACUCAAGGCUUCACCGAAAUCGUGUUUUGCGCUCUAAUUUCUCGAGAGCAAAUUAAAGGUUAUGGUACCCAUAUGAUGAACCAUCUCAAAGAUUAUCAUGUUUCUAAAGAAAUCUAUCAUUGUCUGACUUAUGCUGAUAAAGAAGCUAUAGGUUAUUUUGAACGUCAAGGAUUUUCAGACCACAUUAAAAUAAGCCAAUCAGUGUACCAAGGUUACAUCAAAGAAUACGAAGCUGCAACCUUGAUGCAUUGUGAACUGAAUCCCAAAAUAAUUUAUACUCAAGCUACAAAUGUGCUUCAAAGACAAAAAAAGUUUAUUAAGCAGCUGAUUUAUCAUCAACAAAGGACAGUGGCUAAAGUGCAUCCAGGUAUAACGUUCUUCAAAGAUGGCGUUGAAACUAUUCCAGUUGAAUCAAUUCCUGGUUUAGAAGAAACUGGAUAUAAGCCGGCCAAUAGGAUUACGAGGGGGCAACUUCUAGAAGAGUCUCAGGAUGUUGAUACUCUUACUAAUAUGCUUAAGGGUGUACUUAAUGCUGUGAAAAAUCAUGAUGCUUCAUGGCCAUUCAGGCAACCUGUAAGCAAAGCUGAUGUUGCCGAUUAUUACGAUCAUAUUGAAUAUCCAAUGGAUCUCAAAACAAUGACUGAAAGGCUGAAAGCCAAAUAUUACGUGUCUCGGAGGCUCUUUAUUGCGGAUAUGAUGCGAAUAUUUACCAACUGCAAAAUAUACAAUUCGCCCGAGACUAGGUAUUAUGAAUGCGCGGUAACGUUGCAGCAAUAUUUCCAGACUAGAAUGAAGGAGCUGGGAAUUUGGGAUAAAUAAGAAAGAAGUAAUAUAUAAAAUAUGUAUUCAGUUAUGACAAAGAAUAAAAAGUAGUUGAUAAGUGAAAUUUGUGUUC